This is a messenger RNA of Salarias fasciatus (jewelled blenny), 3596 nucleotides long. RefSeq names its product germ cell-less, spermatogenesis associated (gene gmcl1). NCBI's taxonomy places the organism in Eukaryota, Metazoa, Chordata, Actinopteri, Blenniiformes, Blenniidae. Gene Ontology annotation, molecular function: protein binding. The record is from RefSeq and is a predicted model, not a curated record. Gene Ontology annotation, biological process: germ cell development. The transcript has 15 exons. Bases 344 to 1855 code for a protein of 503 amino acids.
UCACAAAAGCAGCAGCAGUAUUUUUCAGGGCAGUUUUCACGUUAUCAUCACCAUCCUUAUCAUCAGUAGAGUGUAAUCUCGCUUUAAUAUAAAAAAAUGUCACUGGGGCCAGAUUGAGGUUUUCAAUCUGGAGGAUUUGGAAGAGGUGCAACCGGCGAGGAGUCACGCUGUUAUUGUUUUCAGACGUGGUUCUGCUGGUGAAUUAGCCAGCUGAGCUAGCUCCCAGGUUAGCUCCCCUCUGACUGGAUCGAGACUGGUUCGAUAGUCAGCCGAAGCCGGCGGUCCACGUUGAGCACACACCUCUCCCUCCUCGGCCUGCCAGACGAGAUCCACUGGAACAGAGAUGGGAAGUCUGGGCAGCAGGUUUCAGUCCUCCUCUCAGCCAGAGGAGGCUUCAGAGGGCCAGAGUACCACGCGCAAACACAGCUGCGAGUGCAAGAAGAGAAAACGAAACGCCCAGUGCGACUGUGACAGCGAACAGGAGGAAGAUGACGCCAUCCUGGAUACACCUCGCAGGAAGAAAUUGAAAAGCACAUCAAAAUAUAUUUAUCAGACCUUGUUCUUGAACGGGGAGAACAGCGACAUCCGCAUCUGCGCUCUGGGACAGGAGUGGAACCUCCACAAAGUCUACCUGUGCCAGUCGGGUUAUUUCUCCAGUAUGUUCAGCGGCUCUUGGAAAGAAUCCAACAUGAUGGAGAUCAACUUGGAGAUCCCAGACCAGAACAUUGACACUGAAGCCCUGCAGGUCGUGUUUGGAUCCCUGUACAGAGACGACGUUCUGAUCAAGCCGAGCAGAGUCGUCAGUAUUCUCGCCGCUGCCUGCAUGCUGCAGCUGGACGGUUUGAUCCAGCAGUGUGGCGAAACCAUGAAGGAAAACAUCAGUGCCAAGACAGUGUGCGGUUACUACACGUGUGCCAGCAUCUAUGGCCUGGAUUCAGUCAUGAAAAAGUGCCUUGAGUGGCUCCUGAACAACCUUAUGACCCACCAAAACGUCGACCUGAUGAAAGAACUUGGUGCGGAGGUGAUGGAGCAGCUCAUCCAGUCAUCCGACCUGUUUGUCAUGCAGGUGGAGAUGGAUGUUUACACAGCUCUGAAAAAGUGGAUGUUUCUCCAGCUCAACCCGUCGUGGGACGGACCCAUCAAGCAGCUCCUGGCCGACGCUGAUGCCUGGCUCUGCAAACGCAGGACGGACAUGUGUGAGAGGGAGCCUUUCUUGAACACGGAGGAAGGCGUCCCUUUUCGUUCAGUCUUCAAGUUCGUGCGACUUCAGUACAUCAUCAACGACCUCGCAUCCGCACGAAUCCUGGAGAGAGACAAUAUUUUGCCUCCUGACUGGCUAAUGCACGUGUACAAAACUCAGUGGUUUGCAAUGCUCCGAACAGAGUUUGACAACGAUAAUGGUCCCCAGGAACCAAACAAAGACGAGUUUGAGCUGAGCAGCAUGCGGUGUGGAAGGAAACUGACUAAAGAUGGAGAUUACUGCUGGCGGUGGACGGGCUUUAACUUUGGCUUCGACCUGUUGGUGACCUACACAAACCGUUUCAUAGUCUUUAAGAGGAAUACCUUAAGUCAACCAUGUGGGGGCGCUGUGAGUCUGCAGCCACGGAGACACCUGGCUUACAGGCUACGUCUCGCCUCCUUUGAUACCCGUGGAAAACUGAUCUGCAGUCGUUCCACAGGUUACCAGCUUCUCACUCUGGAAAAAGACCAGGAGUAUGUGGUGAUGAACCUGGACAGCCGGUUGCUAUCAUUCCCUCUCUACGUCUGCUGCAACUUCCUGUACACGUCGCCUCAUUCAGACCACCGGCUGGAUCCUGCAGAGCAGGAGAGCACGACGCGCGGCAGCAUGUCCUGAUGGCCACCAUUCAUACCCACCGGCGGUCCGGUAACGCAGAGACACUGACGCAAGCUUGUUUGUACAAUCCACCAUCAUUUUUUUUUAAACACCCAUUUUGACUUUGGACAUUGGGUCUGCAUGCCCUGUAGCUCCGUGAGAAGUUUCUUGGGGGCAGGUGUAUUCUAUCUGUAUUCAGCAUUUAGGCUCGUUCAUUGAGGUUUGUGGACAUCCUGCACUGAAAGAAGACAUAUAACCAUCUUCACAUAACAGCCGUGGCAUUAGGAUGAGGACGUGGCGACUGGGCGAGGUGCUUUGACCGUACACUAGUGGCAUUGAGGGCAUUAUCAUCCUGGAACACCAGCGAACGGCGGCGCAGAAGAAACACUGACAACAGCACGACUGAAGGUGUAUUUCAACUGAGGACGAAUGUAGAGUUCAGACGUGCCUCCGCACAUCCCUGCUGCUACACCAAACGCUGCUCGGCCUGCCCAGUGGGGUGGAUCGCGGCCGACGACGGCACGAGAUGGACGUCACCUCCGGACCGUCAGAUGCAGUCAAAAACAGCUCUUUGUCGCACGAUUGUUUUGUGUCAGUUAUAUUUGAGCAUAUAUUAAGGUUAGUCACUAUUUCAACUGUAAAAAAAGAAGAAAAAAAAUCAGCUGUGGGAGAAAAUGUAAUUUGAAAAUGUUAAUCUGAAACAUGGGGAAUCUGUCCAGACGACAGGAUUCUGUCCUUCAGCCUUAUUUUCAUAAAUGGUGGGAGUUGUAACAUCGACACUACUGUCCUGGUGUGGAAACGCCUCAGAUGUUCAGAAGGUCUCUGCAGCAUUUUACCAGCAAAACUCUGACGUCCUUCAGUCUCCUCCUGGUUUCUGAUUGGCUCACAGGGACACAGUUCCCAAGCUGCUCCCACCACAACGUCAGGUGUCUUUCUAGUUUUCGUUGACAUGUUUUCCACAUGAAUUCUCUGAUCUGUCUUUGUCUGGCGAGUCUGUAAAUCGCUUGUUACCUCAUAUUGUUUAUCCGCCUCGCGAAACGCGGGGAUUCUGUGUUCUGAAGCAGAAAUUUACUGACGUACUGCUGCAACUGUUCAUUAAGUUCAAAAUUUAAAGAUGUUUUUAUUUGGCCUUAUUUAUUGUUUUCUAUACUUGUAUGGAUGUUUCUUUUGGGAAAAAAGAAAAAAUAAUUCUCCACUGCCAAUGAACUGCCCUUCCUGAUGGGCUGUGGUGCUAUCUCCUGAUAGUGAAGGUCUUCAUUAAAACCUGCAUAGGGAGAUCUUACGGUUCAUGGCUCAGUAGCUAACAGCCUCGGUGAAUGUCGACAUAUCCUUUUGGUUUAAUGUCUUGCCAUUGUUUUAUUGAAAAUACAAAAUAUAGAGGUUUAGGUGACUGAAAAUGCUUUCAGACUUACAUAUUACAAACCUUCAAGGUCUGGCGAUAUCUGUGGUCAUAUUUUAAAUACAGAAAUAUUUCCAGCCACCAAAGAGCUUCCAUUCAAAUUUAGUGACUUCCCUUUAUCCUGACUGUAGCCUUUAGCGGUUGUUCUACACUUGUAACCUUCUUCCACCAGCAGCUGUCAGUUAAACCAUUAUACUACGUAUAUCUGGACCACUAACAUUUUCAUGAAAUGAACUGUGUGUUCACUGCUGUUUUUUUUUUUUAAUUCCAUUCGUGGAGGCGCCAUCGAAAACCGUUGCCUUUCUUGUAUCAUUUGUAUAUUAUUGAGUAUAUUCCUGUUAUUAAAAUACAUGUCACAAAAGC